Labrus mixtus (cuckoo wrasse) is the source of this 2321-nucleotide messenger RNA. It is a transcript of the gene pif1, whose product is annotated as PIF1 5'-to-3' DNA helicase homolog (S. cerevisiae). Gene Ontology annotation, biological process: telomere maintenance; DNA repair. The record is from RefSeq and is a predicted model, not a curated record. Gene Ontology annotation, molecular function: DNA helicase activity. The transcript is spliced from 13 exons. NCBI's taxonomy places the organism in Eukaryota, Metazoa, Chordata, Actinopteri, Labriformes, Labridae. Bases 128 to 2014 code for a protein of 628 amino acids.
UACGCUAUUGGCUCACUUCACGCUCUGACAAUUUGAAAAUCAGUGGUCGUGUAUCAGCUGCACUGAGAAGGAAAACAGACAAAGAUUAGGACGUAAUUUGUUCGAAAAUAAAGCAGAAGUUGCCACAAUGGAGGACGAAGCUCAGCUAUCAUGCUGUGUGACGAUGGAGCAGCUGAACACCUCCGGCCAGGCCACCCGGAGGCAGGUCAUGCGUAAGGCCUCUGUUACUUUAGGCCGGAAUGAGUUCCAGGAGAUCAUCCUCCGGGUCCACGACGGAAAAGUCCCCCAGAGCUAUCGUCUCCGAGAGUUCAAACUGUUCACAAAGUUUGUCAGAGAAGGGAAGUGCACGGUCAAACUGCUCCCUGAAAAUAUCCAGGUGCUGAUGUCAAACUGUCCACCGGACAAGCUUAACCUUUUCCUGAAAACCCUGAGCAUCAAACAUCAGGCCUGGAUGGCCAGCAAGCCUCUGAGCGACAGAGAGAAGCUCAAAGCUGGUCUGCCUCGCAGCUUUGAGGCCAUCAGCCCUCUGCAGCAGAAAGACAUCCAGAAGGUCAACGAGCUGAGGAGUAAAGCAGCUCCUAAAGGCCUGACUGACUGUACCAAUAAGACCACUGUGGGGAGGACUGGACAGCAGGUCAAAAGGUCAAGGUGUGACACUAACUUCAGCCCAGUCAAGUCCAACCCAAGUAAGAAGCCCAUCCUUGCUCUGCCGACACGUAAGCUAAAUAAGGAACAGGCGGCCGUCCUCAGUGCUGUACUGAGUGGAAAGAGCGUUUUCUUCACUGGAAGCGCUGGCACAGGGAAGUCCUUCCUGCUGAAGAGGAUCAUGGGAUCUCUACCUCCAAAGAGCACUUUUGCCACGGCCAGCACAGGAGUGGCUGCUUGUCACAUCGGUGGAACAACGUUACACAACUUUGCUGGUAUUGGCUCCGGCUCCGCCCCUCUGGAGCAGUGCAUCGAGCUGGCUCAGAGGCCCGGCGUGCUGCAGCACUGGACCACAUGUCGACACCUCAUCAUCGAUGAGAUCUCCAUGGUGGAGGCCCAGUUCUUCGACAAGCUUGAGUCAGUGGCCAGGUCGGUGAGGAGGUCUACACAGCCGUUUGGAGGCAUCCAGCUGAUCGUGUGUGGGGACUUCCUCCAGCUGCCUCCUGUGUCCAAGGGAAAGGAAAAGGCCAGUUUCUGCUUCCAGGCCAGGAGUUGGCGGAAGGUCAUGCAGCUCAACAUGGAGCUCACAGAGGUGCGGAGGCAAACGGACCAGUCCUUCAUCUCCCUCCUGCAGGCAGUGAGGGUGGGCAGGGUGACAGAGGAAGUAACUACUAAGCUGCUGGAGAGCGCCUACCAUCACAUUGAGAGAGACGGCAUCCUGGCCACCAGGCUUUGCACACACAAGGACGAUGUGGAGCUCACAAACGAGAACAAACUCCAACAGCUGCCAGGCUCUGUGCGCGUGUUUGAGGCCUUGGACAGUGACCCUGCUCUUGUGAAGACCAUAGACGCUCACACUCCUGUUAACAGGGUUAUCCAACUCAAAAUAGGAGCUCAGGUCAUGCUGACAAAAAACCUGGACGUCACUCGAGGUCUGGUGAACGGUGCCCGAGGGGUCGUGGUUGCAUUUGAGUCUGGAAAACAUGGACUCCCACGGGUGCGUUUCGUCUGUGGUGUCACAGAGGUGCUGAAGCCUGAGCGCUGGGUGUUUAAGUCAGGCGGUGGGAUCCACCUGAGUCGACAGCAGCUGCCCCUCAAACUGGCCUGGGCCAUCUCCAUCCACAAGAGCCAGGGCAUGACUCUGGACUGUGUGGAGAUCUCUCUGGCUCGUGUCUUUGAGAGCGGGCAGGCAUACGUGGCAUUAUCUAGGGCUCGGAGCCUGGAGGGUCUGAGGGUCAUGGACUUUGACCCCCAUGUGGUCAGAGCAAAUCCAGAUGUUCUCGUCUUCUACAAGAGACUGAGGAAGGAGAGGCUGCUCAUGCAGGCCUCCAUGGAUGAUUUUCUUGGCAACAGAGAAAACUCUUGGUGAUGCGGUGAAUUCAUCAUCAUCUCCUGUAGCAUUAUGCACCGUGUGCAUGACUUAUCUUCACAUUAUCAACCCUUCUCAUAGCACUCUGGAUAUUUAGGUUUUCUGAAACGUCUGCAAACGCACAUCUGAACACUUUUACCUCACAGGUUCCUCGAAGUUAUAGCAAAAGUCACAGUGCCACCUGGUGGUUAAUACUGUAAUUUUUUUAAUACUUUUUUUUUUAAAGUCUGUUUUAUAAAGAACUUUGAUUUUUAAUUUAUUAUCAUAAUUUUGGCAUGUAUGCAAAUAAAGCUUUAGUCAUCUAAUA